Molecule: messenger RNA, 1224 nt
Organism: Hibiscus syriacus
Lineage: Eukaryota; Viridiplantae; Streptophyta; Magnoliopsida; Malvales; Malvaceae
Exons: 1
Coding region: 88-1122 (344 amino acids)
Biological process (GO): protein folding
Cellular component (GO): plasmodesma
Molecular function (GO): protein-folding chaperone binding
Source: RefSeq, a predicted model, not a curated record
CAAAAUUCCCUUGAACUUUCUCAUAUCACAGAGUUAAACAAGAAAGCUUAUCAAUAAAUUUCUGUUACUUAAAUCAAAAGCCGACUUAUGGACUUCCCUUUUCCCCAAUAUCCAUGGGAUGCAUCGUCUCGUCCUCGCCACGGUAGAAGCUUUAGAGGGAUCCCGGUUCAGGUCAUGCCCGAAGCCUCGUCGGUUCAGUCUUUGAAGCCCAACACGGUAUCCAUCCCCGUCCGCUUUGUUUGUUCGGAACGCGGCAGAUCCGACUCGGCAAUCAAGAUCCAGAAGGUGUUUAGGGGAUUUCUGGUGCGAAAAAACGUGAAGAAGAUCAUGGCAAUUAGAGAGGAAGUUAAUGAAAUGGAGCGCAGGGUUCUCCAGAAAGAGACAGUGGAAUUGAUUCGGAAUGAUUCAAAGGAGAAAUUGAAAGCGAACGAGAUUCUGAUGAGCUUGCUUUUCAAAUUGGAUUCCGUAAGUGGAGUGGAUUCGCGUGUUAGGGAUUUAAGGAAAUCCGUUAUUAAGAAGGCGAUUGCGUUGCAACAGCUUGUUGACGCCAUUGUUUCUGGUGAUCAGCCCGUGAAUUCCAGCAAUGCCGAGGCUGUGGACCAAAGGCAGCAUAUUAUCGAUUCUUCUGAUAAUUGCAUUCAAUCUCUGGAGUCAGAGAAUCUCGAGGAAACAACCAAUGACGCUGAACGCGUGCCUGAGUCGUGUGAACCGGAAGGUACUGCUGCUGCUGCUGCUGCUGCAGCAGCAAUUCAAGGGAAUGAGGAGGAGACGUCAGAAACUAAUGGAAUCGAAUCCUUUGCCAAUCAUGAGAAUACAAUUGAAGAAGAUGAUGAAAACGAGGGGGAAGAGAAAGGGAUGAAGACUGUGAGUGAGGAGGAAAAUGGGAGAAAGGAGAUGAUGUUAGAGAAGAUAAUGGAGGAUAACGAGAAGAUGAUGAGGUUGAUGGAGAAGUUGUCGGAGAGGAACGAAACGCAGACUCGGAUGUUGUGCGCGUUGACUCAAAGGGUGGAGCAGCUUGAGAAAGCAUUCUUGUGUGACAAAUUGAGGAGAAAGAAAAGGAGAAAUGACGAGAAAUCGCAGGAUACCAAAAAGUGUGGAGGGAAGAGAUCUUCUACUUUCUAAACUUCUUUUAUGUUGUGUUGUUAUCAGGAAUUAUUAGUGAUAAUUGAUACAGAAAAUAAUCUCAGUGAUAAAAAAUGUAGUAUAAUAUAUGAUUUUAACUAA